Messenger RNA from Mustela lutreola (European mink), 2249 nucleotides. RefSeq names its product Fas activated serine/threonine kinase (gene FASTK). Gene Ontology annotation, biological process: regulation of mitochondrial mRNA stability; mitochondrial RNA processing. Gene Ontology annotation, cellular component: mitochondrial matrix; ribonucleoprotein granule. NCBI's taxonomy places the organism in Eukaryota, Metazoa, Chordata, Mammalia, Carnivora, Mustelidae. Gene Ontology annotation, molecular function: RNA binding. Bases 237 to 2141 code for a protein of 634 amino acids. The transcript is spliced from 10 exons. The record is from RefSeq and is a predicted model, not a curated record.
UGGCGCCUACGGGGCGGGCUGCGGGAGGGCCGCGGGAGUUGGUGUUGGCGACCGUGACCACGGUCUCCUGGCGUUGCCGGGCCGGGGUGGGUGUGGGGGCCCCUGACACCUCCGACUCCGCGCCAUUGCAAAGCUGCGCGCUCGGGCUCCACGGGCGCCCUGCGAGGUGGGCGCUGCGUUCUCGUUUCACGGGCGAGGAGGCUUGGGCAGAGAGACGAAGCCACUUGUCCAAGGUCAUGCAGCUGGUAAGUGGGAGCGCCCAGCAUGGAACCCAGGACCGCCCGGCUGCCGAGCCCGCGUUCCACCCUCCUUGCCGCUGCCGCCUCCUGCGAGAGGGGGAGGUGGUCGGGAGGGCGUAUCGACAGGGCAAGCUGGGCUCCUGGCUGGGCACGACCACUAACCCGACCCGUGACCUCGGGCUUAACCCGUUUUCCUCUCUGGGCCUUGGUUUCUCCACCUGUGAAAUCGAGGUAGUGCCAGCUCUGCCUGCCACCUCGGAGGCGUGUAUGGAGCGUCAGCGGAGAUCCGUAGUGCAUGUGGACUUGCUUUGUAAAUAUCCCUGUGCUGACUACACCGAAGGGUCUCCGCCCAACUCCAUGCUUCGAGUCCUGCUCUCUGCCCAGGCCUCUGCUGCUCGGCUGUCUGGCCUGCUGCUGCUCCCGCCAGUACAGCCCUGCUGUCUGGGGCCCAGCAAGUGGGGGGACCGGCCUCCUGGAGGAGGCCUCCAUGCAGGCCCUGUGCAGGGGCUACAGCGGCUUCUGGAACAGGCGAGGAGCCCUGGGGAGCUGCUGCGUUGGCUGGGCCAGAACCCCACCAAGGUGCGCGCCCAUCACUACCCUGUGGCACUUCGUCGUCUGGGUCAGCUCUUGGGGUCCCAGCCACGACCCCCUCCCGUGGAGCAGGCCACACUGCAGGACUUGAGUCAACUCAUCAUCCGAAACUGCCCCUCCUUUGAUCCUCACACCGUCCACGUGUGUCUGCACCUUGCAGUCUUACUUGGCUUCCCGUCAGAUGGGCCCCUGAUGUGUGCCCUGGAGCAGGAGAGGUUCCGCCUCCCUCCGAAGCCACCUCCCACUCUGCAACCCGACCUGUGCGGUGGGCAAAGAUUGGAAGCUGCUCUGAGCUGCCCUCAUCUCCUGAGGCGUCCCCGGCAGCAUCUCAUCCGCAGCCUGGCAGAGGCCAGGCCGGAGGAACUGACUCCCAACGUGAUGGUGCUCCUGGCCCAGCACCUGGCCCGGCACCGGUUGCGGGAGCCCCAGCUUCUGGAAGCCAUUGCCCACUUCCUGGUGGUCCAGGAAGCCCAGCUCAGCAGCAAGGUGGUACAGAAGUUGGUCCUGCCCUUUGGGCGGCUGAACUACUUGCCCCUGGAACAGCAGUUUAUGCCCUGCCUUGAGAGGAUCCUGGCUCGGGAAGCAGGGGUGGCUCCCCUGGCUACUGUCAACAUCUUGAUGUCACUGUGCCAGCUGCGGUGUCUGCCCCUCAGGGCCCUGCACUUUGUCUUUUCCCCAAGUUUCAUCAACCACAUCAGCGGCACCCCUCACGCCCUGAUUGUGCGGCGCUACCUCUCCCUGCUAGACACGGCCGUGGAGCUGGAGCUUCCGGGAUACCGGGGUCCCCGCCUUCCCCGAAGGCAGCAAGUGCCCAUCUUCCCCCAGCCACUCAUCACUGACCGUGCCCGCUGCAAGUACAGUCACAAGGAUAUAGUGGCAGAGGGCCUGCGCCAGCUGCUAGGGGAAGAAAAGUACCGACAGGACCUGACCGUGCCUCCAGGCUACUGCACAGACUUCCUGCUGUGUGUCAGCAGCUCUGGUGCUGUGCUUCCCGUGAGGACCCAGGACCCCUUCCUACCCUACCCUCCCAGGUCCUGUGCCCAGGGCCAGGCCGCCUCCCAGGCCACUACCCACGGCCCCGCCCAGAGGGUGGUGCUCAUGCUGCGGGAACGUUGGCAUUUCUGCCGCGAUGGCCGAGUGCUGCUGGGCUCCCGGGCCCUACGGGAGCGGCACCUGGGCCUGCUGGGCUACCAGCUCCUGCCGCUACCCUUCGAGGAACUGGAGUCACAGAGAGGCCUGCCCCAGCUCAAGAGCUACCUGAGGCACAAGCUCCAGGCCUUGGGCCUCCGCUGGGGGCCUGAAGGGGGGUGAGGGGCGUGCACAUGGGGCUCAGGAUGACGCCCCCCAAUAGGGGGGUGGACAGUUUGCACUUUGGCUCUCUAUAUUUUGGUUUCUCAUUAAAGUCCCUUAUCUUCCUCA